Messenger RNA from Dryobates pubescens (Downy woodpecker), 2446 nucleotides. It is a transcript of the gene NOVA1, whose product is annotated as NOVA alternative splicing regulator 1. Gene Ontology annotation, biological process: regulation of alternative mRNA splicing, via spliceosome; mRNA splicing, via spliceosome. Bases 814 to 2337 code for a protein of 507 amino acids. Lineage: Eukaryota; Metazoa; Chordata; Aves; Piciformes; Picidae. Gene Ontology annotation, molecular function: mRNA binding. The record is from RefSeq and is a predicted model, not a curated record. The transcript has 5 exons. Gene Ontology annotation, cellular component: cytoplasm; nucleus.
CCCACGGCCGAUCGGGCAGCUAGCCUCCUGUGCGCCCGGCAGAGCCGGCGGUGCUGGGGCGAGAGCGGAGCCGCGCCGCACGGGCAACGAUCUCCUCUCUCCACCCCCGUGCACACGAGUCCGUCAGUGAGGGAGGGCACGGGUGGCCGGGAGCAGCGGGCAGCCGAGCUGCAGCACCGGGCGCGGCGCUAGGGCAGGCAGGAAAGGAAGGGGCUUACAGACAGUGUGAAUCAUCUCCCACUCACUCCCUCACCCACCAUUUACACCAGUCGCUCGCUCGCUCCCUCCCUCCUUCUCCUCCCUCUCUCCCUCCCUCCCCGCCGCCUCGGUCUCACUCGUUCUCUAUCCCCUCCUCUCCUCUCCCACUCACUCUCUCCCCUCCUCUCCUCUCCCACUCACUCUGUCCUCUCCUCCUCCUGUCUCACUCUUUUCAUUCUUUCCCCUCCUCCUCCUCCCCUCUCCCCCCUUCUCUUCCCUCUCUCGCCCCCCUCGUUCCCCUGUCUCCCUUCUCAUCUCCUCCUGACACUGCACUGCAGCUGCUCCUCCAGCCCAGUCCUGCCCGCUUCCCUCCCUCCUUUCCCUUCCCUUCCCUCCCCCUGGGUGCCAGAUAAACAAGGCGCGCAGCAUCCUCGACAAUCCCGAGCUUAGCUCUACAUUUUCGAAAAGGACAAGAGAACGGGACGAGCCCCCUCCCCUCCUCCUCCUCCUCCCCCUUCCUCCUCCUCCUCCUCCUCCCCCCUUCCCUCCCUGCCCCCCCCCCUCCCCCCCCACCACAGAAGGGAAGAGACAAUUCUCCUCCGAGCAGCAGCAAACAUGAUGGCGGCAGCUCCCAUCCAGCAGAACGGGACCCACACCGGGGUUCCCAUAGACCUGGACCCGCCGGACUCCCGGAAAAGACCGCUCGAAGCCCCCCCUGAAGCCGGCAGCACCAAGAGGACCAACACGGGCGAGGAUGGCCAAUAUUUUCUAAAGGUCCUCAUACCUAGUUAUGCUGCUGGAUCUAUAAUUGGGAAGGGAGGACAGACAAUUGUUCAGUUGCAGAAAGAGACUGGGGCCACCAUCAAGCUGUCUAAAUCCAAAGAUUUUUACCCAGGUACUACAGAGCGGGUGUGUCUGAUCCAGGGAACAGUUGAAGCACUAAACGCAGUUCAUGGCUUCAUUGCAGAGAAGAUUCGAGAAAUGCCUCAAAACGUGGCCAAGACAGAGCCUGUCAGCAUUCUACAGCCUCAGACCACUGUUAAUCCAGACCGCAUCAAACAAACAUUGCCAUCUUCCCCAACUACCACCAAGUCCUCUCCAUCUGAUCCCAUGACCACCUCCAGAGCCAAUCAGGUAAAGAUUAUAGUUCCCAACAGCACAGCAGGUCUGAUAAUAGGGAAGGGAGGUGCUACAGUGAAGGCUAUAAUGGAACAGUCAGGGGCUUGGGUGCAGCUUUCCCAGAAACCUGAUGGGAUCAACUUGCAAGAGAGGGUUGUCACUGUGAGUGGAGAACCUGAACAAAACCGAAAAGCUGUUGAACUUAUCAUCCAGAAGAUACAAGAGGAUCCACAGAGUGGCAGCUGUCUCAAUAUCAGUUAUGCCAAUGUCACAGGUCCAGUGGCCAAUUCCAAUCCAACCGGAUCUCCUUAUGCAAACACUGCUGAAGUGUUACCAACUGCUGCAGCUGCUGCAGGGCUAUUAGGACAUGCUAACCUUGCUGGAGUGGCAGCCUUUCCAGCAGUUUUAUCUGGCUUUACAGGCAAUGACCUGGUGGCCAUCACCUCUGCACUUAAUACAUUAGCCAGCUACGGAUAUAAUCUCAAUACACUAGGUUUAGGCCUAAGUCAGGCAGCAGCUACAGGGGCUUUGGCUGCAGCAGCUGCCAGUGCCAAUCCAGCAGCAGCAGCAGCCAAUUUGUUGGCCACCUAUGCGAGUGAAGCCUCAGCCAGUGGCAGCACUGCUGGUGGUACGGCGGGGACAUUUGCAUUAGGUAGCCUGGCUGCUGCUACUGCUGCAACCAAUGGAUAUUUUGGAGCUGCUUCUCCCCUAGCUGCCAGUGCCAUCCUAGGAACAGAGAAAUCCACAGAUGGAUCGAAAGAUGUAGUCGAAAUAGCAGUGCCAGAAAACUUAGUUGGUGCAAUACUUGGAAAAGGAGGGAAAACAUUAGUUGAAUACCAGGAGUUGACUGGUGCAAGGAUACAGAUCUCUAAAAAGGGAGAAUUCGUACCUGGCACAAGAAAUCGCAAGGUAACCAUUACUGGAACACCAGCUGCAACCCAGGCCGCACAGUAUUUAAUUACACAACGGAUCACAUACGAGCAAGGAGUCCGGGCUGCCAAUCCACAGAAAGUGGGUUGAGAGCCCCCCGCUAAAACAUCAGAUUGUUUUAACCCCCUCCUUACCCUAUUUUCAAGAAGGAUGUACUGUACUUUGCAGAAGUGAAGUUUUUUCUUUUUUUUUUUUUCCU